AUGGCCUCCGCCACAGACCCCCUUGCGGGCCUCACUGGCAACAAGUUCAACACUUUCGGGGCCCCCUUCGUCGGGUUUGGGUUCUCUUGCUUGCUGCUGGGAACCCUCAGCACCCAGAUGUACACCUACUUCCGCCGCUAUCCACAGGAUCGACCGUUCUACAAGGGCUUGGUCGCGGCAUUGUGGGCGUUGGAAGUAAUAGAUCAAGUAUUCAUCGGAUACGCUGUCUAUUUCUACGUUGUAACUUCAUGGGGUGAUCUCAGCAUCCUAUUUGAUCGUCCUCAAUGGUCCCUUAUCCUACAAGUGACACUGGGUGCUACAGCUGGAGCCAUCGUGAAAGCAUGCUUCGCAAUGCGUGUAUGGAGGUUCAGCAAUAACAACGUGUGGGUCACCGGUCUUAUCAUACUGCUCACGGUUUCGCAGCUGGCGAUGGCAUGUGUCUACACGGCAGAAUCCUUCGGUAUCGCCAAUCUGUUGCAUCUGGCACAGGUCAAGGUUGUUGGGAGUAUUUCAUUAGCUCUGGGCGUGGCUACCGACAUUGUCACCGCGGGAGCGCUAUGCUUCUUCUUGCGUAAUCUGCGCACAGGGUAUUCGAAGGAUGAUUCACUCGUCAACAAUCUCACCUUAUACGCCGUGAACACCGGCGUGCUGACCAGUGCGGUCAGCUUGACUACGUUGAUUUUGUACGAUUUGAUGCCCGAGGAUUUCAUCUUCAUGGGUUUCUACUUUGUCGUCAGUAAACUGUACGCAAAUUCAUUUCUAGCAACGCUGAACACGCGUCGUGUACUACGGGGGCGUGGCACGGAUGGCGAGCAAGCAACCAUGCCCACCUUCCUCAUGGUUGGCAAGGACUCUAAAAAUGCCCCUAACGCCGACCCAGAGGCGACCGCAGGAACAAUUCUGGAGGUUGAUGUUCACAAGGAGGUGACGGUCACUAGAGACUCAUUUCACCACUCACGACACCAGUACGCGGUGGGGUGGUGA
Molecule: messenger RNA, 984 nt
Organism: Postia placenta MAD-698-R-SB12
Lineage: Eukaryota; Fungi; Basidiomycota; Agaricomycetes; Polyporales; Adustoporiaceae
Exons: 22
Coding region: 1-984 (327 amino acids)
Source: RefSeq, a predicted model, not a curated record